CGUAAUUCAUGGACGGCCCCAUAGACUGACAACUACCUAUAGACUCAACACGACCCAACGCUGUGCCUCCGAUUAUAAUUAUCACGGUUGGGCUACGUGCUGUGCGAAAGAAGUUCCACGUGCGUCCCUGGGUGUUGGGUUUAAUCGACACUGCCGCAGAAUCGACUGGGUGUCAAAUGGCCGCGGUCCCUGACUUUUUUAUAUAAAGGAGGCGGCUGUCGGAGCGAUUUGGUGAUUCGGGUUGGGUUUUUAAUUUCGCAACAUCGACAGCCUUUCGUGAGUGUAACAAAACAACGUUAUCAUCCACAUCAGCAACAACACCUACUACUACGACAACGACAACAACAAACAAACAACAUCAUCAUCAUCAUCAGUUACAACAACAUCGUCGUAAGCUGCCGGGGCCCGGAGACUAAACGGAAUCGCCCCAUGGGCUUGUAAUUACCAACACGCUCUUCCGGCAUCGGCGCAUCCACACAACAUCAUGGAUGCAUGCCGGGUCCAAGCAAGAACAUCUGCUGAACUACAUAGUGACGGACCAGCGGAUGCGAGCCCAUGUCCUUGACACCAGAACCUACCGUGGAGCUGAUCUGCCCUCUGACCAUCGACUAGUCAUCUAAUGGCAUGCAUGGUAACCACCCCAGUGCUGGAGCCAAGCGGGGACUUCCCGGCAUGGCUGGAGGCGCAGGGCGUGAACGUGGAGGUGGCCCAGGCCAUGGACUCAGAGCUGGGCAUCCGGGACUACGGGGUCCUGCGUGCCUGCGUCGGGGAUGGCCUCGUGCGGGCCGAGCUGCUGGCCACGGCGCGCGACCGCCUGCCCUUCGGCUUCUACGCCGUGCUGCGGCAGGUGGUGAAGGCCUUGCAGGGUGCCGAACCCCACGACGCUGGGACGCCGCGCUGGGACGACGCCGCCGCUUCCUCCCCAGGCGACGUGACCCUGGGAGGCCUGGUGGAGGUGCUGCUCGCGCUGUUCAGCGGCUUGAGCCGGGAACUGCUGCUGUCCGUCCAGAGGCUGGGAGACAUUGAUAACACUGGAAUGUGUGCUGUUGGCUCCCCUUCAGCCAACACUGUCGUUUUGCCUGAGAACAGUGUGAUGAAUGAAAUUGAAGAUUACAAAGUGAAUGAUGAAAGUGAGAGGAACUUCAUCCCAGAUAUGGGAGAAUCGCAAGCUGUGGACACAUCACCUUUAAUAAAGACGGAAGCCCUUGAAGAUGAAGGUGAGAAGAACUUCAUUCCAGAUAUGGGAGAAUCGCAAGCUGUGGAUGCAUCACCUUUAAUAAAGACGGAAGCCCUUGAAGAUUCUAGUGACAUCGAAGGUAAUUCAGUGCAAGAUGUGGUUUCACUCCAAGCAAUGGGAAACCAUUUUGCGAACGUUGGUGAUGUUGGUGACAUUGGUGACGUUGAUGACGUUGGUGACGUUGGUUCAUGUUCAUGGCAACAACAGCAGCAGACAGGAGACAGAAUGCGAAGCUGUCAAGUUGACGAGGUGGAAAACAUUUCUCUGCGCAGCAUGUACACGUCCAACCCUCCAGCAAAUCGACAUGUUCACGGGCGACAAGCACCAUUGAACAUUACCGAGGCUCUGCCGAGCGAUGUGCGGCAGAAUCCUGCUUUUUCAGAGGAAAAUCCAGCGGAGCGCCAGCUUUUUAUGGUGGGGUGUGGUUCGCGACAAGCGAGCGUGAACGUCAACUCGCCGAAGCCGUAUGAGUGCACGGUGUGCAAAAAGAGUUUCGCGUGCCUCUCGCUCCUGCGGUACCACCAUCGCGUGCACACGGGAGAGAAGCCGUUCUGCUGCAGCGUGUGCAACCGGUCCUUCUCAAACUCUGGCAAUUUGAGGGUCCACGAGCGCACGCACACGGGACAGAAGCCGUACCGGUGCGAUAUUUGCAACAGCAGCUUCUCGCGCAGUCAUCACUUAAAAGGUCACCAGCGCACGCACAAGCCUUGAGCAGAAAUAGUGGUAGAAGAAAUGCGAUUGUUGAUUUGUGCAUAAUUUUUUUGUACUACUGGACAUCAGUGAAAACUACUGAACAUCUGGGAAAAAGAGAUAGAUUAUCGAAUUCCUCCAGUAUAAAUACAUAUUCUGAUUUUGAUAAUUGUGCUAUCCGUAUCAGGUCAUGAGGCAAAGAAUCCAUUCAGAACUCUCACAUAGAAGUGCAACCCUUUGUGCCAGCGAAUGGCCUACUUGAGCAGAUCAAAUCCAUCCUCGUGACCUAUGGUGCACACAGUCGAGGGUAAGAUAGUGCUUUUCCCUACCAUCUUUCCACUGAGUGAAACAUUUAAAUUUUCAGAAUUACAUUUAGCCAAAUUAAGUGCAGAAUCUAAUUUUACGCGAUGAAUUUUUUUUAAUGUACAGUUAUUGGUGGCUAGACUGAGGCCAUCUCACUCCAGUUGAGAACCAGAUUUAAUCACGGCCUGAUAAAUCCCAGAUUCGAACCCAGGUUCUAUGGUACCGGCUCAAUACCCGGGCUUGUGAGCCACCCGGUGAGCUUGCAUAACCGGGAUAAAAGCUCGCUUGCGGCACACCCACAUUGGAUAUUAUGUAUGUUUAACUUCUUUCGCACCGUACGUAGCUAACUGUGCUAAUUGGAGGUGCGGGAUAUCGGCUGUAAUGAUGAAAUGUGUUACUGUGGACAUUUUUCACGGUGUUGUGUAAGGUAUACUACUAUGCAGUUUUGUAGAAUAAAAGACAUGACAUCAAAUAAUAUCCUUUUGGAUGUUGAAUUUUGUUCAAGGGAUACCUUA
This is a messenger RNA of Lethenteron reissneri (Far Eastern brook lamprey), 2745 nucleotides long. RefSeq names its product zinc finger protein 669-like. Gene Ontology annotation, biological process: regulation of transcription by RNA polymerase II. Gene Ontology annotation, molecular function: RNA polymerase II cis-regulatory region sequence-specific DNA binding; DNA-binding transcription factor activity, RNA polymerase II-specific. The record is from RefSeq and is a predicted model, not a curated record. Lineage: Eukaryota; Metazoa; Chordata; Hyperoartia; Petromyzontiformes; Petromyzontidae.